CAGGUCAGCGGCGGCAGGGGAUGGAGGCAGCCUCAGGCCGCACCAUCGCCCAGAACGGGAGUCAGGGGCACCACGAGCCCCCGAACUGCAACCAGCGCGCAGCACUGUGCGGCGCGAAGCGCAAACUGUGCUCACCCGGGACACCCAAGACCGCGGGCGGCAGUGGCAGCAACCGGAACCGGAACUCGGCUGGGCCACCACCACCAAGCGCCGCACAGAGGGGAGGCGAAGAGAGGGCAGGGCACGACCCGGCGUGGGGGAGCCAGGGUGGGAGAGACUGCCUUUCGCCCCGCUGGAGAGGUCGGCUUCGUGCCACGGGCGGGGCCCGCUCCAGCUCCACUAGGAUCUGUGGCGCCUGCGCGUCCGCCCAGAGGCCGGAUUGUACCACCCGGGCGGGGCCGCUGCCGGGAGCGCGCGAGCCGGGGCGCGCGCCCUGGAGGUUCCGAGGGUCGGGGUGGGCCGGGGAGCUGAUCGGCCGGCCAGCUCGGUGUUGGGCACACCCACCCCACGGACCUCGAGUCCAGCCCGGUCAGCCAGAACCCGGCAGCCUCCCGCCACCCAAGGCCUGUAGCGGACAAUAGGCUCCCAACAGGGGCUAAGAGGCAGAUGUAGAAGAAACACGGACUUUAAUGAAGACUAUUUCCCUUUGGUAUAAGUGAGACCUGUGAACACAACCAAACAAAAAAGGAGGUGCCCAGGAUGCAAACAUCCCACCUUCUUUCGUCCUCAUCCCUUCCUCCCUGCCACCAGGCCUGCAGCCCAGCAAGGGGAGGCUUGUCUGUCCAGCAUACCCUGGCCAGUCCUCAACACCGGUGGAGCUUAAGCUCCCAUUUCACCACACUGUAACUCUCCAAGCAGACAUGCCUCCUAACCUCACCCUACCAGGUCCAAGUUCUCCAGUUCGAGGGCAAAAUCAAUGCCUGCCUUAGGUCUCUUGUAAAAAAGAUAAUGCUGCCGGUGGUGAAAAAAUGCCAAUAGUUGUAAAAGGGCUCAGAAAAGUCAAAGAGGUGAUAUAUAAAUGUAAUCGAUUAUCAUCAUUUUGUGCUCAAAAGCCAUGGAAAACAAAGGGCAGUAAAUCUACAGCCCUAAAAUAUGUGCAUAU
This is a messenger RNA of Octodon degus (degu), 1102 nucleotides long. RefSeq lists its product as uncharacterized. The transcript has a single exon. The record is from RefSeq and is a predicted model, not a curated record. NCBI's taxonomy places the organism in Eukaryota, Metazoa, Chordata, Mammalia, Rodentia, Octodontidae. The coding region runs from base 21 to 581 and encodes 186 amino acids.